AUAAUUGCUGGUUGUUGAACAGUUUAGUUGACAGGUUGAUCACAUGCUACUGUAUAGAUGGAAGAACAAGAAAAUGACAAGAAUAAUCUGGUUAAUGACACAAGAUCUUAUUCAAGCAGAUAUGGCUCUACAUCUCACGGAUCAGACAGCUAUGAAGAAUUGUUAAGGGGGAGUGUACCCUGUCCAACAUGUAGAGGAAAAGGAAACAUACCAAAAGAACAAGAAGGAGAACUUGUAGCACUCAUUCCUGUGAGAGAUAAGCGACUUAAACCAAGACGAACAUGCCUGUAUGUAGGGAUAGCUGUAUUUACUUGUAUUGUUACGGCUGGACUAUUGUUUUUCUUCUUUUCUCAAAGAGAUGUUACCAUAGCUAGUAACGCAUCACUGUUAUCACCACAUAAUCUCACCAUAGACACUGCAAAGAAAUAUGUUUACUUUGAAGUCACAUAUCCAUUCAAUAUUUCCAACUUGAAUUACUUUCCUAUAACAUUAACACAGACUUCUAUAGCAGUACAAUUCAACGUUAAAGUCAUAAAUACAACUGUGUCUAGCUUUACUUUAAAUGUACCAAUGAGAUCAACAAGAAAAUUUGAUGUCAAUGUUGGAAUCACUUUCAGUAAAGAUAACGGAUUGGCAGCAAUGGCGAGCAGAUGUAAUAAUCCAGAACCUUUCUUUACUCAGUAUGUGAUGAUAUUUCUGACAACAGCCACGUAUUCCUCUCUUGGACAUCAAGAACAGACGACAGUGAAUACUUAUCCUUUAGUCGAUUGUGGAAAUCAUACAAAUGCAGAAAGCUUAAUUUUCUUGCCAGAAUAUUCAACAUUGAUCAGUUGAUAGAAAGAAGAACUCUCUAACAGAAAAUGAUAGGCUGUCUUCACCAAUGAUUACAGCAGUCAGCAAUAAGAGGUCAUAGGAAAGAAUAAAUCAGCAUUUAGUGGAAACCAUAAUCAUUCUACAAAAAUAUGUCUGUUAUCUUCUCUGAGCAGUUUGACAUGUCAAAGUAUGGAGACAACACAACAUAUGUCCUUUUGCACCUUUAUAUUUUCUGAGUUAAACAUUGGGUUUAACAUGCACAAUAACUUCAGACUUGUCCUAGUCUGGUUAGUCAUAUUCCUGCCUGUGCAAAUAACCAGUUAUUGUGCCCUGUUAUGAUGUUAUAAGUAGUUUUGUGCCCCAUUAUGUCCUCUUAAGCUUUCGAAACAAAAUUUAUAGAUGGGGAAUGUCGAUUUCAAUGACAAGGGAAUUUAUAAAUAAAUAAAAAACAUCAAUACUUAAAGAAAAUUUUGCAUAAUGUUUAAGGGUUAUAAAUUUUAAUGGUUUGGGAGCUUUGUAAUGAUGAAUCUAUUUCAAUGGAAGACAAAAAGUGUUUGAUCUUGCCAGAUGGAAUAUAAUAAAUUUGUUUUAAUUGUUUAAGGAUUCGUAUUAUAUGUGAUAAAUAGAUUAUAACAUGCCCUUUUCCAUAUGGACACUGUCAUCAUCCUACCAACCAUUUGAGCUCUUGACUAGCACCUUGGGCUAAUAUGAGAGUCAAUGGAGGAUGCUAGAGCUGAUAUGGAAGGAACAUGUUGUAAUCUAUAAUUACUUCACAUGUGACAAUACUAUAGGGUUAUUGCAUGAAUAUUGGGGAAUGUUGUCCCGAGUAGAAUUUUAUAUUGCACGAGCUUGCAAGUGUAAUAUAUGUUCUACGAGGGACAAUAUUCCCCAAUAUUCAUGUAAUAACCCUUUUAUUGUAUAGCAAUAUAAUAUUUAGAAGUAUAAAUUGGUAUAAACUGACGUUUUGUCGUUGAUGACGUCAUGAAUUUAGAAGAUAUAUUGCACUAGUGCAAUAAUAGAAUUUAUUGCACGAUAACUUUUGGUUACUUUCUGUUGGAAAUAUUAUAUUGCUAUACAAUAAACGUCUUUAUUUAUUUUACCUAAAAAACAUUGUAUUUGUAUUAAUUUCUGUUUGUAACUUAUGCUUUAAAUAGAAAUCUGAGUAAUUUGUUUUGUUUUUACCCAAUAUUGGAAGUAAAGUGCUUUAAUUUAUAUUAGAUAUGUACUUUGUUCAUAUGCUCUUGCUUUUUUUCGUCUCAAGUAUUAUAAUUCAUAUAUGUGUAAAGGUAUCACCUUAUAGUAUUCAUUGUUUUGUCUCCACAUUUCUUGUCCUAUUGUUUCCGAGUUUUCUACAAGUCUUACCCCUAGUCUUUAACUGCAGGUUGUGGUUAUAUAUUUUGAACUGUUCUUCUUAUUCAUUAAUAUGGUACGUUAUUAUGAAAAAAAUUAUAUCACUUGCACAUUAUAAGGUAGACUCACAGAUUAAUGUAUUCAUGUUUUUUGGGCUACUGAGCUUUAAAUGAAUAUUCACACAUCAAACAUAUUUGCUCAUACGAUUAAAGGUGAUAGCUAUAUUUAUAUUUGUUAUAUAUGUACUUUUUUAGUUUCAUAUUUUAAUAUUUUAUCAUAAUAUUGAUCACCAAAGAGCUUAUUCAUUAUUGAAACUCUAGGUUAACUGUAUUUAAUUUUAUUUAAAAGAUCUGUGAUUUUUAACAGUAAGAACAUUACAAGUAAUUUUUCUGUUGAUAUAUUGAUAUCCAUGUUCUAUUACAAAUAAAAAUGUGGUUAACUUGAAAACCAUUUCACUGUCAUUUGUAAUACUGUAAAUUGAGAUUUUUGAGGACUUUGAAGAAAAUACCAAAUUUAAACGUACAAAGACGAUAAAUCAGUUACCAAAAUUUUGAAAGAUUAAUUUUGGUGAUACAAAAGUCAGUUCAAGUACAAAUUUGGUUAUUUCAUUUUUACUGUUCUUGAUUUAUGUCCUUUAUACCGUUAUAUGCAAGGGGGGAUCAUCUGUGUCUCAUGGACACAUUUCCCAUUUAUUUUCCAAAACAGUUGUAAAAAGUCAGAUAAAACUCAUUAUUUUGUUCAUUUAGAUGUAAAGCACUACAAAUUAAUUGCUCUCAAAUUUUGUUUAUUUCAUUUAAGACCUUAACUAAAUUUAUUCUAUUUUAAAAUCCAAGAUGGCAGAAGACACCAGAUCUACCUUAACUUUAACGUUGAUUUACAGUGUUAAAAUGACAUGUAGCAAUCUAUAUAUAGAUAAGAUUCAUUAACUUGUACAACAAAGUUGUGUCUUUUGUACUUAUGUUAAAACAAAAUGGCAUUAAUAUAUUUAUUUGCAUAUUUAAUUCAUUAUUAUGUUAUUGCAUCUAUUUAUAAAGUUUCAUGAAAUAAAAGAUUAUUUUUAUUAAAUGUAUAACUGA
This is a messenger RNA of Mytilus trossulus (common blue mussel), 3239 nucleotides long. Its product is annotated as transmembrane protein 106B-like. The coding region runs from base 58 to 834 and encodes 258 amino acids. The transcript has 6 exons. The record is from RefSeq and is a predicted model, not a curated record. Lineage: Eukaryota; Metazoa; Mollusca; Bivalvia; Mytilida; Mytilidae.